Messenger RNA from Thamnophis sirtalis, 1328 nucleotides. RefSeq names its product ankyrin repeat domain 54 (gene ANKRD54). Gene Ontology annotation, molecular function: protein binding. NCBI's taxonomy places the organism in Eukaryota, Metazoa, Chordata, Lepidosauria, Squamata, Natricidae. The record is from RefSeq and is a predicted model, not a curated record.
AUGGAAGGCGGUAGCCCCGGCGAAGCCGGCCCGGCCGACGCCGCCAACUUGUUUUCCCUGGCGGGUCUUGGCGUCGCCUUGCGGACCAUCCCGGAGACCCCGGAUCCGGCUGCUUUGGGCUACUUGCAACUACCGUGGCAGAGGGAGACUCGCGUGUGCAAGAUCAUCAGCCGCCGCCGCAGGGACGCCCGGCUACACCGCAAGGGGGACCCUCUAGGCAAGGAGAUUCACGCUUUAAAAAGAUUGAGAGAAGCUGCUAAUUCAAAUGAUUUGGAAACAGUAAUGCAACUUCUGGAAGAUGGGGCAGACCCCUGCGCUGCUGAUGACAAAGGUCGAACGGCCCUGCACUUUGCUUCUUGUAAUGGAAAUGAUCGCAUUGUGCAGUUGCUUUUAGACCAUGGUGCUGAUCCAAACCAGCGAGAUGGAUUGGGGAAUACUCCCUUGCAUUUGGCUGCCUGCACGAACCAUGUUCCUGUCAUCACCAUGCUACUCCGCGGAGGAGCUCGAGUUGAUGCCCUGGAUCGAGCUGGAAGGACCCCUCUGCACUUGGCCAGGUCAAAGUUAAACAUCCUGCAGGAUGGCCUCUCACAGAGCUUGGAGGUUGUUCGCCUUGAAGUAAAGCAGAUCAUCCAGAUGUUGCGGGAAUAUCUUGACCGUCUUGGGCGGCAUGAACAGAGGGAACAGUUGGAUGACCUUUGCACCAGGCUACAGAUGACUAGCACAAAAGAACAGGUGGAUGAAGUUACUGACCUCUUAGCCAGUUUCACCUCACUCAGCUUGCAGAAGCAGAAGAUAGACCAGAGGUAACCGGCUUUAAUAUCGUCCUCCCACACCAAAGGAGAAGCCCUGGAAGAAAAGAUAGCUGGAGCUCCAUUGCAGGACUGCAGCAUUGUUGUUGCCAGCAUCAAGCAUACUUUUCCUGCUGCUGCUUCUAUGUUGAACGGUUUGAAACCAUGAAACAGCAGGGACUGCCUUCAAUAUCCUUUCUUUGGGCCAAGGAUUUUUGCUGUGCUGCCUUCAAAGGCAUCUUUAUUAUUCUUUGUUUUAAGAAUCAGGAAUUAUCUUUCAGUUAAUGAAUUGUGGUGGAGCUUCCCCUCUUUAAGGACACCACCCUCAGGAAGUAGUAUUGAAGUCCUACAAGUAGCAUCUUCAGUCUGCUCUGAAUAUAUUUGGAGAAAUGGCAGCUAUUAGCAAUUGCUCUGCUUUUAAUACCCAGUAUUUAUGCACACAAUUAGUGAGCCUAUCUAGAAGGUGGCGAACUUAAUUUACAAUAAAUUAAAAAAAAAAAACAGGUUGGGAAUAUUUUAAAUGGAGAAAAGUUUGAAGGU